AUGACUGCGUCUACCCUAUCACUACGAUCUAUCAUUGAAAAAGAUGAAAGGUUUGAUAACACAAACUUCAUUGACUGGUAUCAAAAUCUUAAGAUUGUAAUUAAAUCAGAGAAGAAACUAUACAUCAUUAAUGAACCUGUUAAGGAAGUGCUUGAACCUAAGGCUACUCCAAAAGCAAGAGAUACUUAUCAAAAGUAUCUCGAUGAUGCUGACAUUAUGCAGUGUUUGUUGUUGUCAUCAAUGACGUCUAAUCUGCAAGAGCAACAUCAGCAUUUGGAUGCUAGUUCUAUCAUAACAAAUCUCAACGAACUCUUUCAGAAUCGUGCUAGACACAAACGCUAUGAGGCAUCAAAGGCAUUUUUUAGAUGCCAAAUAUCUGACGGAGCCCAAGUUGGCCCACAUGUAAUCAAGAUGAUUGGUUACAUCCAGAGGCUUGAGACUUUUGGUAUUUUAAUGGAUGCAGAACUUUCCAUGGACCUUAUUCUAAAAUCCUUGUCUGAAUUCUUCUCCCAAUUCAUUUGA
Molecule: messenger RNA, 522 nt
Organism: Pistacia vera
Lineage: Eukaryota; Viridiplantae; Streptophyta; Magnoliopsida; Sapindales; Anacardiaceae
Exons: 1
Coding region: 1-522 (173 amino acids)
Source: RefSeq, a predicted model, not a curated record